AUGACACGGAAGAAGGAGCGGAACUUUUACAUGAAGCACCGGAGUGGAGCUACGGGACACCGGUACAAACACGACCUGUCCACGUCCUCCAUCCAGGCUCAUCGCAUUAUUAGACUCACAGCCUCGGCUGUUCCAGUGAAGACUUUGAGAGCUCACACAGACACAAUCACAGCCGCACGCUUCUGCGUCAGCGACACAUUCUUUGUGAGCUGCUCCUCCGACUGCACCGCUCGCCUCUGGGAGGUAAAGAGCUGUCGACCCGUCCGAGUUUUCAGUGGAGGCCAUGAUAGAACCAUAAUAGAGUGUGCCAUGAUCCCAGACACUAACAGGAUGGUAACAGUCUCCUGGGAUAAGAAGAUGGUGUCCUGGGACAUAGAGACAGGACAGAUGCUGUGGAAGUGUCGUCAGCCCGGCCUGCUCACUUCCUGCUCCUCCUCUCCGGAUGGGAGACUCCUAGUUUGUGCUGUGGUUCCUCAGUACGGCAUUUACAUCAGUGACGCAGCCAGUGGUCAGACAGUGCACCACAUUAAUGGUUAUCAUAAAACCACAAUCACUCGCUGCCGGUUCGACACUGAGAGCAAACGUAUCGUCAGCGUCUCUGCUGACCGCUACAUCAAACUGUGGGACCUGCACAGCCACAAGACCACAGUGUCCAUCAACAGUAACCACUCCAACGCCAUCUCUGACUGCUGCUUCACAUCAAAUGGCCACUUCCUGUGCAGUGCAUCAUGGGACAAGAGCCUGAAGCUAUGGGACCUGCAGGCAGGGGGCUUCAGGAGCCACGGCGGGACGUCUCUUCAGAGAGGACACGAGGGCAGUGUUAGCUCCUGUCGCUUCUCCAAUGAUGGUACCCUCCUUGUGUCAGGUUCAUUUGAUAAAACUGUGUCUCUGUGGGACAUGACCUCUCUCAGUCAGAGCCUGUCCCUAAAGGGGCACAGUGAUUGGGUGACAGAUGUGUCCAUUAGUACUGAUAGGAAGCUGGUUAUCUCUGCCUCAAAGGACCACACUAUCCGGAUGUGGGAUAUUGAAAACAUUGAUGAAAUUCCGGCUGUGAUGGAACAGAAGAAAUCCCAAGGGAUAGGAGUUCACAUACUCAAAUGUGAAGAGUGUGGUAAACCAUUCCCCGUGUCCAGACUGCAGACAUCAGAGCUCCUCACCAAAUGUGUUUUCUGUCGCCUCAAAUCUCCUCCAAGAUACAAACCCCAGCCCCCUCCACUAAUGCCCCUGUGA
Periophthalmus magnuspinnatus is the source of this 1230-nucleotide messenger RNA. RefSeq names its product WD repeat-containing protein 88-like. Gene Ontology annotation, molecular function: protein binding. The transcript has 11 exons. The record is from RefSeq and is a predicted model, not a curated record. Lineage: Eukaryota; Metazoa; Chordata; Actinopteri; Gobiiformes; Gobiidae. Bases 1 to 1230 code for a protein of 409 amino acids.